Molecule: messenger RNA, 2313 nt
Organism: Plenodomus lingam JN3
Lineage: Eukaryota; Fungi; Ascomycota; Dothideomycetes; Pleosporales; Leptosphaeriaceae
Biological process (GO): proteolysis
Cellular component (GO): cytosol
Molecular function (GO): zinc ion binding; aminopeptidase activity; metallopeptidase activity
Source: RefSeq, a predicted model, not a curated record
AUGUGGCUGAUUGACACGAUUCCAAAGCCACCAGCUCCGCCUUUAAUUGUACACAUUCAACAUCCCAAGGAUCGCACAGUUGCCUUGGAAGGAAACCUAAGCAUGCAGGCAUUGGUCUGCUCCCGUAAUUCAGCGGGGUAUGCGUCCAGAAGCUCGAUUUCCCUUCUGCAGACUCGGACGCGGUUUCGAUCGGCACAAUUGAAUCCUGAACUCCGACCCUCCACUUUCACUCGGUCACCACCUGGCCUUGCCUACUGCACAACGUCUGUCCUUGACAGGAGUCAUUAUACAAUUCUGCCAUCUCGGACAAAGUCUAAGUCGUUGAGCUUCCUCAAUACGAUCAGAGGUAUAGCAAUUCCCAAAAGGACACUUGCCACAACGAUGCAUCGCUCCCCCGCAGCGAUGGUGACGAAACCGAUGGUUGACCCGCAUAUGGAGAUCAAGACGCCAAGGGACCCGAAUACGCUGUCUAAUUAUCAUAAUUUCGUAACGAGACAUACAAGUGUCGAUUUCGACAUUGAUUUUAGCAAGAAAAGGCUGUUUGGUAGUGUGGUGUUGACGCUUGAGAGCUUGGCGGGCGAGGAGACUAGGGAGAUUGUGUUGGAUAGUAGCUUUCUCGACAUCUCGGUUGUGGAAAUCGAUGGGAAGAGCGCCAAGUUCCAUGUUGGUGAUCGUGUAGAGCCGUAUGGAAGUCCAUUGACCAUCACGCUCCCUUCGGCUGUGCCAAAAGGCAAGACAGUCGACAUUGAGAUUAAGGUUGCAACGACAGAUAAAUGUACGGCGCUGCAGUGGAUGACACCUGCUCAGACGUCGAACAAGAAACAUCCUUACAUGUUUUCGCAAUGCCAGGCCAUUCACGCUCGCUCCGUCUUUCCCUGCCAAGACACACCAGACGUCAAGUCUACCUUUAGCUUUGCUCUUCGGUCCCCUCUACCGGUUCUGGCCUCUGGUCUCCCGACAGGUGCGCAUGAUUACCAGGCGCCCAAGAAAGAGGGUGAACAGGGGACCCUGAAAUACACAUUUGAGCAGAAAGUUCCAAUCACAUCCUACCUCUUCGCAGUGGCCAGUGGUGAUUUGGCAUGUGCUUCCAUUGGCCCACGCAGCACGGUCUGGUCCGGCCCCGAGGAACUUUUGGUAUGCAAAGACGAACUCGACGGCGAGAUUGAGCCGUUUAUGAAAGCGCUUGAAUCUCUCGUCUCUCCUGCUUACCAAUGGACGCAAUACAACGUGCUCAUCCUGCCUCCCUCGUUCCCUUAUGGUGGCAUGGAGAACCCCGUCUUCACCUAUGCAACUCCCAGCAUCAUCUCUGGCGACAAGCAAAACAUCGACGUCAUCGCACACGAACUCUCCCACUCAUGGAGUGGCAAUCUCAUCAGUGCGGCAAGCUGGGAGCACUUUUGGCUCAACGAGGGAUGGACUACCUAUCUCGAGCGUCGUAUUGCUGGCUAUCUUCACGGAGAAGCACAUCGACACUUUAGCGCAAUCAUCGGCUGGAAGGCGCUGGAAGAGAGCAUCAAGCAGUUUGGCGAGGACCACGAGUACACGAAACUGGUGACCAAUCUCAAGGGCAAGGACCCCGACGACGCCUUCUCGUCGAUUCCGUACGAAAAGGGCUUCCACGCUCUGUAUGCGUUUGAGUUGUUGCUCGGAAAGGACAAGUGGGACACGUUUAUCCCACACUACUUUGACACGUUCAAGUUCAAGAGCGUGGACAGUUAUGACUUCAAAUCCUGCCUCGUCGACUUCUUCGCCACCGACCCAGCCGCCCGCCAGAAACUCGAAGCCUUUGACUGGGACACCCUCUUCUACGCCCCCGGCUUCCCACCUAAACCAGACUUUGACGAAACCAUGGUCAAAGCCUGCUACGCCCUCGCCGACAAAUGGAAAUCUCGCACCCACCACAACGACAACAACAACGAUCACCCUCCCUUCUACCCCUCCCCCUCUGACAUCCAAACCUGGAUCUCAACCCAAUCCCUCGUCUUCCUAGAACGUCUCCAAUCCUUUGCCCCCGCCCUCUCCCCCACCGACAUCUCCCUCCUCGGCUCAACCUACAACUACGCCAACUCCCAAAACCUCGAAAUCCUCUCCCGCUACCUCACCCUCGGCCUCAUGGCACGCGCCCCAGCCACCUAUGGCCCCGCGGCCGAGAUGCUAGGUCGCACCGGUCGCAUGAAGUUUGUGCGCCCGUUGUAUCGCUUGUUGGCGCGGGUGGAUCGCGGACUGGCGGCCGAGACAUUUGAGCGGAACAAGGGGUUUUAUCAUCCGAUUUGUCGGGCCAUGGUGGAGAGGGAUUUGUUCGGGGGAGAGUAA